AUGGAGGACCAAGGUGCAGAUGUCCACAAUUUCUCCACUUCGCCUUCUCAACACCGUCUGCCUACUGUCUCCGGUACUGAAGCCCUUCAGAAUGCCUCAACCAAGACCAAAGCUAUUCCUUCAAGUCUCCCGGCGCUGGACAGAAUAUUUCUGCCGAAUGGACCCUCCCUAGCCACACCCGGGAUACCAAGAGGCUGUGUGACCGAGGUUUUUGGUCCUCCAGGAGUCGGGAAGACCACCUUUGCCCUUCAGGUCACUAGCAAUGCCCUUCACUCUCACAACCCCGAAUCUCACGUCCUGUGGGUCAAUACUGGCUCCCCACUUAUAGAAAAAAGACUUCAAGAAAUAAUGGAGGACCGUACUUCCUCAGAUAAUGACCAUCCACCUUCAUCCUCAUCCCGUCCGUACGAUAUUGAGUCGCUCCUCGAGGAGAAGUUCGUCUACCUUCAGGCACACACGCUACCAAGGCUUCUGACCCUAUUUUUACAUCCAUCACCAUCUCUUCCGUCUUCCAAGACGUGCCUAAUGGUCGUCGACGACUUGUCUAACUUGCUCCUCGGAUCCUUUUCCAGGAGUCCUGGGACCAUGAAACCCGGUAUCCCAGCAGCUGUCAAGGAGAAAUUGGAAAAGAAAAUCGCCAGAAGAAGGUAUCAAAUUAUAGAGACCCUCGCGGCCGCCAUGUCGAAGAUGGCAGUACUUAGGAGCGUGGCCAUCCUGGUGCUGACAAAUUCCACGAUGAGUUUAAAGAACGGUCAAAAGGCGACUCUGAAAUCCGCAUUAGCAAGUCAAUCCUGGGAUACGACCGUGCAUACGAGGAUCAUGCUUUACCGCGACUUUGCAGAUGAUGAACAUGAGGCUGAAAUAUCUAAGCGAGGGGGGGGGGGCCUGAGAUACGCCGAAGUACAAAGAUUAGCCCGCAAGAAUGUCUACACCACGCCUGUACCCUUCGUCAUCUCGACUGGUGGACUGCACCAACUCAGCCUGGACAACUCAACCAGCAACCAUGAACCAGCAGACGAAUCCAACGGAUCACAAGGGCUCGCUCCAGUUGACAGCGACCUCCCCUUGCUCCCUGUGGAGCUACCACAACACUCAAAAUCCAAGAAGCGCAAAGCGGUUGAGAUAGCCGAAAGCGAGGACGAGGAUGACGAUGGUGACGAUGGCGACGAUCCACGCUCAGAUAUUGACGAGCCACAGCUUCCAAAACUAGGUGCUCGAGAAAGAGGGGCCUCUGAAGGACAUGACGAAAUGAUUCUCGACACCCAUGAAAUGGUUCUGUUGCGCAGCUAUCGAUACGCGAGUAUCAGAGGUUCUGAGGAUGCAGUACCACUGCAGUUAUCAUCGUCCGACGGAGAGGAGGAAAGGGAAACGGAAUACAGAGGCAAAGAUGCAGAUGACGACGGCGAUGGCGCGAGACUACCCUGA
This is a messenger RNA of Rhinocladiella mackenziei CBS 650.93, 1425 nucleotides long. RefSeq lists its product as uncharacterized. Lineage: Eukaryota; Fungi; Ascomycota; Eurotiomycetes; Chaetothyriales; Herpotrichiellaceae. The transcript has a single exon. Gene Ontology annotation, cellular component: Rad51C-XRCC3 complex; replication fork; Rad51B-Rad51C-Rad51D-XRCC2 complex. The record is from RefSeq and is a predicted model, not a curated record. Gene Ontology annotation, biological process: reciprocal meiotic recombination; meiotic DNA recombinase assembly; DNA repair. Gene Ontology annotation, molecular function: ATP binding; crossover junction DNA endonuclease activity; four-way junction DNA binding. The coding region runs from base 1 to 1425 and encodes 474 amino acids.